Molecule: messenger RNA, 3991 nt
Organism: Equus quagga
Lineage: Eukaryota; Metazoa; Chordata; Mammalia; Perissodactyla; Equidae
Gene: ZBTB39
Product: zinc finger and BTB domain containing 39
Exons: 2
Coding region: 177-2312 (711 amino acids)
Biological process (GO): negative regulation of transcription by RNA polymerase II; regulation of immune system process; regulation of cytokine production
Molecular function (GO): protein binding
Source: RefSeq, a predicted model, not a curated record
CGGCGAGCGGCGCGGCGGAUGGAGAGUCUGGCCGCGGCCGGCGGCGCCGCCUCCUCGUCGGGCCGGGCACGGCGGGCCGGGGCCUUUGUGUGAGGCGGCGGCGGCGAUGGUGCUCGGGCCCCGCGGAGCCGGGUUAACUGUGCUGGUAAGGAGGCAACCUUAUAGGAGCUGCUAAGAUGGGCAUGAGGAUCAAACUGCAAAGCACCAACCACCCCAACAACCUGCUGAAGGAGCUCAACAAGUGCCGGCUCUCAGAGACCAUGUGCGAUGUCACCAUUGUGGUGGGAAGCCGCUCCUUCCCGGCCCACAAAGCUGUGCUGGCCUGCGCGGCUGGCUACUUCCAGAACCUCUUCCUGAAUACUGGGCUUGAUGCUGCCAGGACCUAUGUCGUGGACUUCAUUACCCCCGCCAACUUUGAGAAGAUUCUGAGCUUUGUCUACACAUCAGAGCUCUUCACGGACCUGAUCAAUGUUGGGGUCAUCUACGAGGUAGCUGAGCGUCUGGGUAUGGAGGACCUCCUCCGGGCCUGUCACUCCACUUUUCCUGACCUGGAGAGCACCGCUGUGGCCAAGCCCCUGACUGGCACCAGUGAGAGCCACGCUGGUACCCUGAGUUGUAGCGCAGCAGAACCCCCUCAGCCCCUUGGGGAACUCCGGGGCACUGGGGAGCACUUGGGUCCUGAUAGAAACUAUGUGUUACCUAGUGAUGCUGGAGGGAGCUAUAAAGAGGAAGAGAGAAAUCUUACCAGUGACACUAAUCAUAGUCUGCCUCUGCCACAGCAGCCACUGCCACCAAAGACAGAAGACCAUGAUGCCCCUGCUUCUUUCCCGUCUAUUCCUAGUGUGGUGACGCAGCCAAUCCUAGGCACUGUCAGCAUGGGCAUCCAGACCAGCGCGAGCUCCUGCCAGCCGUACAAAGUUCAGAGCAAUGGAGACUUCAGUAAAAACAGUUUCUUCACCCCUGACAAUGCAAUAGACAUUACCACUGGGACCAACUCUUGUCUGAGCAAUAGCGACCACUCCAGAGAUCCAGGCUUUGGGCAGAUGGAUGAGCUCCAGCUGGAGGACCUUGGGGAUGAUGACUUGCAGUUUGAAGACCCUACCGAGGAGAUAGGCACAGCUGAGGAGGUGAUUGAGCUGAGCGACGACAGUGAGGACGAGCUAACUUUUGGAGAGAAUGACAACCGAGAGAAUAAAGCCAUGCCCUGCCAGGUGUGCAAGAAAGUUCUAGAGCCUAACAUUCAACUGAUCCGACAGCAUGCUCGGGACCAUGUGGACCUGCUGACAGGCAACUGCAAGGUCUGUGAGACCCACUUCCAGGAUCGAAACUCCCGGGUGACCCAUGUUCUGUCCCACAUUGGUAUUUUCCUCUUCUCCUGCGACAUGUGUGAAACUAAGUUCUUUACCCAGUGGCAGCUCACCUUCCACCGGCGGGAUGGAAUAUUUGAGAACAACAUCAUUGUCCACCCCAAUGAUCCCCUGCCUGGGAAGUUGGGUCUCUUUUCAGGGACAGCCUCUGUAGAGUUGAAAUGUGCUGCCUGUGGGAAGGCAUUGGCCAAAGAUUUCCACGUAGUUCGGGGCCACAUCCUUGACCAUCUAAACUUGAAGGGCCAGGCCUGCAGCGUCUGUGACCAGCGCCACCUCAACCUCUGCAGCCUCAUGUGGCACACGCUCUCCCAUCUCGGCAUUUCGGUCUUCUCCUGCUCUGUCUGUGCGAAUAGCUUUGUGGACUGGCAUCUCCUGGAGAAGCACAUGGCUGUGCACCAAAGCCUGGAAGAUGCCCUCUUCCGCUGCCACUUGUGCAGCCAGAGCUUCAAGUCAGAGGCUGCCUAUCGCUACCACGUCAGUCAGCACAAAUGCAACAGUGGUCUUGACGCGCGACCUGGUUUUGGGCUACAGCACCCAGCUCUCCAGAAACGGAAGCUGCCAGCAGAGGAGUACCUGGGUGAGGAGCUGGCUCUGCAGGGCCAACCUGGGAACAGCAAGUAUAACUGCAAGGUCUGUGGCAAAAGGUUUGCCCACACAAGUGAGUUCAACUACCACCGACGGAUCCACACGGGCGAGAAGCCCUACCAGUGUAAGGUGUGCCACAAAUUCUUCCGAGGCCGCUCGACUAUCAAGUGCCACCUCAAGACACACUCGGGGGCCCUCAUGUACCGUUGCACAGUCUGUGGCCACUACAGCUCCACCCUGAACCUCAUGAGCAAGCACGUUGGUGUGCACAAAGGCAGCCUGCCGCCCGACUUCACCAUCGAGCAGACCUUCAUGUACAUUAUUCAUUCCAAAGAGGCGGACAAGAACCCGGACAGCUGACUGGGUCCCAGCAGAGCCGGGGGAGCUCCCAGGCGGCAGCCAGGACAUUGGCUUUCUAGUGGCCGUCGGUCCCUCCCCAGCUGAAGUUCCAAUUUUGCCUUGCUACGACUUCUGUUCUGUUUUGUGUUAAAAGAAGAAAAAAGAAGAAAUAGCACAUGAGCUGUUACUGUUCUUGAGAAGCAACGGCCCUAUCAUGUUUACCUCCUUACCUGUUCUUGCCCAUGAAGGGCUGUGUUUUUGAUUCUUUUGGGGCUGGUUUGGGGAUCUCGUCAGGCAGUUGGUGUUGACUAGAUCCCUUUCCCCAGCCUCUCAAGUUUUAGUUUACUGAUAGGUUUAUGCUGCUAAGAACCCAACCAGUAGCCUCACUAAAUAGAGGAGGUGGAGAGAGGUUUUCACUGUGGCUAUUACCAUCAGACCUCCCGCUGGGACACCUGCUCUGAGAGAGAUCUGGGGAAUGUGGUCAUCUGGAAAAGACGAGUCAGCAGGGCAGCUUGCUUCGGGUUCCAGGCCCAGCCCUCAGCCCUCAGCAGGGAAGGGGCCUCGGAGAUGGAGGUGCCUGCUGGUUUCACGGCUCUAAUCUGCUGAGUGGACAGUAAAAUCUUUUGGCAGCUAGAUCCAAACUGGGGACAAAGCUUUCUGUUUAGGUCAGAAAGCUUUGGGAUGAAUCCUUGCUAGCUGGGAGAGGUGUCCUGCAGGGCCGCCAGGAGUGGCAGCCUGGAUGGACGGGAACAGAGGCUUCUCUUUUCUCCUCAAUUCCAAAGAAACACGAUUGCAUGGAGUGAUGGCCCAGGACGUCAGCUCUUCCCUGUGGGGCAAAGAGGACAGGGAGCCACUGUGAUAUAGUUGUUUGUCAUCUGGCCACCUCCAUCGACCUUGAGUUCCCUGGUGGAGAGGUGGGGAUGUCUCUGACAGCAGCAGUCUUGCCUUAAUUUACAUCCAGUCUCCCACCUUAGAAGUCUAGUCUAGAUGAGAAAAGCCCAUGAGGUGGUGGAGUGGUGGACUGUGAGCCCUUCAGGAUUAAAGGGACCCCUCGAGUAACUGGUGGUGUGUAGCCAGAUGUGCGUUCUGUCUGUCCCAGGCAGAUGACCUGUUGUUUACUUUGUGUUAACUGGGCGGGAGCUUUGGCAGCUCACCUUUGAUCUGCUGGAAUUUACCCUGAUCUGUCAUUGCAUGGCCACCAGGGGGCGCCGUUGGAUGGCUGCUGGUUUGGGCGCUCCCCAGGUGGCCAGGGGAUGAGUCUGCCCAGUCCAGGGGGCUGGUUGGCUCCAUUCUUGGUUGGCUUUUGAGGAGGUCUUGCCCAAAGAAGGUUUGAGGGAGAAGGCCCUCGGCUCCCGCAUGCUCACAAGGUGGCACCGCAGUCACUCAUACUACCUCACCCUGCUCCGGCGAGCUCUGGGAGUCCCGGCCUCCGCCCUGACGCUGCCCCUGGUGGGACUCGGCAGCACCCCGGGCUGUUUCACAAGCAAGUGGUUUUAAUGAACUCACAGAGCCUCUUUGGACGUUAUAUUUAUUUAUUUUUGUUGUUGUAUGCAUAUUACUCAGCAUCUCGUUUGGAUAAGAGACUUUAGGAAAAUGAGUUUCUCCCCAGCAAGUAGCCAUAUUCCGGUGGAUAUGGCGGGCCAGAGAUGAGGGAAACGGGGUAGAACUAGGGGAGACCGUGUCAAGCCUCGAAACAAGCA